This is a messenger RNA of Rhagoletis zephyria (snowberry fruit fly), 1112 nucleotides long. RefSeq lists its product as uncharacterized. The record is from RefSeq and is a predicted model, not a curated record. Lineage: Eukaryota; Metazoa; Arthropoda; Insecta; Diptera; Tephritidae.
UUAAAAUACAUAUUGCAGUAUAAGCACGAAAGCAAAUCAACGAUAUUAACUGCACAAAUCCAUAAGCAAAGCGCAUAUAAAACGCGAUUAACUCGAAUUAAUCGCUACGUCAGUAACUUUCAUCGACUUAAAUAAACCACAGCAGCAACCGCAAGCAAACAAAAACAAAAAAAAGCGCGCCAAGAUGCGUAUUAGCUUACCCGCCGAUCUGAUAAGCACAGCGUUUGAAACAAGGAUGGCCUUGCACGCUCAUAGCAUCAAUACGGUGCGCUCCACCACCAGCUUGAGCAACAUGAUCAACAGCAACAACAAUGAUCUUGCCAAUGGCAGCAAUGAUCGCCGCCAUAUUGUCGAUAUAUUAGUUGGUGUUGUUGCGGUACCGGUGCUAAUACUUUUCGCAUUACAACUGGAAAAGAAUCUACAAAAUAUGCCCAAUAGUCCAUGGCUGGUGUUUGUGCUGGGCGUGGGACUGCUAAUGGUGAUCAUGAUAAUUAUCGGUUAUGUGACGCAUCGGUUGAGUGUAUGCUGUUGGACGGGACCCAUCGAUGAGAUGGGCAACCGAAUGGAUGGACGGGGAAUACCACAUAUCAACACUCAAAAUGAUAUAUUGCGCAUUGUGGACAACCUGCCACCCAGUUAUGAAACCGUUGUGAAGCAUGAAAUCCCGCCACCGCCCUACGAUUGUGUCAUUGUCAAUUUGGAACAGUGUAAGGAACAACAGCUAACACCGACUGCGACAACAGCUGCCACAACGAGCAAUUCUUCCACGGAGGCCAGCGUCAAGGAAGCACCACCAGCCACAGCGGCGGUACUGCACAUCUGACUUGGCACUUUCGGUACGACAAAAAAGCUGCCGUUUCACAAAGUUUUUACAUAGUAUAAAGCACUUUUAUAGUAGAACGGCUCGAGGUAAGCUUUACGGAGAGAGAAUUUAAAGAGAUCGACGCCUUUGCAGCAAAACAGGAAACUUUCAACAGGAAUAUAAUGUGCUUGUUUACACUUGCCUCGUUAUGAGGUUAAUGUGGUUAUGUGGUUCUCUUUUUUAUUCAGUUUACAACAAUAAAAUACACUGUAGAAUAAUGAAUUUUUACCACUUAGGUAAACCGAUUACC